AUGUCCAGACUAUCGACAGACAUGUUCCUGAACAUGGUCCGGCACCGCCGCUCAGUCUAUCCCCUAACUAAGGACCUGGGCAGCGUGACGGCGCAGCGCAUCCUGUCCAUCGUGAGCGAGACGGCCAAGCACACGCCGUCGGCCUUCAACCUCCAGGCCAACCGGACGCUCGUCCUCUUCGGCGCCGACAACGACAAGCUCUGGGAGGAGACGCGCGACAUCCUGCGCGGCCUCGUCGCCCCGGACAGGUGGGAGGGCACCUCGGCGCGCAUGGACAUGCUCGCGGCCGCGGCCGGCACCGUCCUCUUCUUCCGCGACGAGCCCACCCUCCAGGCCGGCAGGGACAGGCUCCCCGUCUUCGCCGACAGGCUCGCCGGCUGGGCGGACCAGGGACUGGGCAUGCAGCAGUGGAUCACCUGGACCGCCCUCGAGCUCGAGGGCCUCGGCGCCAACCUGCAGCACUACAACCCGCUCGUGGACGGCAAGGUCAGGGAGCACUGGGGCGUGCCCGACGGCUGGGUGCUCGACGCGCAGCUCGUCUUCGGCGGCAGGGUAGAGGGCCACGAGCCGGCCGAGAAGUCGUUCGUUCCCGUCGAGGAUAGGGUCAGGAGUUUUGGAGCGUAG
Messenger RNA from Geosmithia morbida, 624 nucleotides. RefSeq lists its product as uncharacterized. Lineage: Eukaryota; Fungi; Ascomycota; Sordariomycetes; Hypocreales; Bionectriaceae. The transcript has a single exon. Bases 1 to 624 code for a protein of 207 amino acids. Gene Ontology annotation, biological process: cellular response to oxidative stress. The record is from RefSeq and is a predicted model, not a curated record.